Molecule: messenger RNA, 1790 nt
Organism: Dipodomys ordii (Ord's kangaroo rat)
Lineage: Eukaryota; Metazoa; Chordata; Mammalia; Rodentia; Heteromyidae
Gene: Cd83
Product: CD83 molecule
Exons: 4
Coding region: 1-684 (227 amino acids)
Source: RefSeq, a predicted model, not a curated record
AUGUUCGGGGACUUGGAUGUGAUCAUGCCAUUCAUCUCAGCCUUUGAAGAAUGGGGUGACUACAGGAAGCAUUGUUUAUCUCAUCAUUGGUUUGAGAUGAGUUGUCUGAGGAUGACCUUCUCAGACUCAGAAACUUUUCCAAACAAAAAUCUGGGAUCCAAAGUUACAACCGUUUCCUGGAUAUUCCAUCAGCAAGCAUGUUGUACUGUUGUUGCUUCUUCACAGCUCACAGAGAGCGGAGAGCAGAGACUGGAGCCCCCUCAGGAAGGACUGCGUGCCAGUGGGCAACACUAUCAUCAGAACACUUCCAUUGAGACCUCUGGGAAAGGACCCUAUUCCUUAAAAAUCCAGAACACCACGGGCUGCAGCUCAGGCACAUACAGGUGCACUCUGCAGGACCUGGGAGAGCAGAAAAACCUCAGUGGCACGGUGCUUCUGAAAGUGACAGGAUGUCCCAAGUUACCUGAAGAAUCAACUUUUAGGAAAUACAGAGCUGAGAUUGUGCUGCUCUUCUCUCUGGUCAUUUUUUACUUGACACUCAUCAUUUUCACUUGUAAGUUUGCACGACUACAGAGUAUUUUCCCAGAUAUUUCUAAACCUGGUAUGGAACAAGCUUUUCUUCCAGUCACCUCCCCAAAUAAACAUUUGGGGCCUGUGACUCUUCCCAAGAUAGAAACAGUGUGAACAGGAUUUCUGUUGUUUUCUCGGGAAAGCGAGGGCUCAGUGGUAUGCCUGAAUACCACCUUCGACAUGAGAAGAUUGAGCCCCACACCGAAGAUGGCAUCCUUCCUGCGAAGUCCUUCACUUGACUGCAAACACCUGAGAGUGAUUCCACUCACUUUCUGCCAGCAGGGUCUGGAAAACCAUUCCAUGAUCAUAUUGCAUGGGGCCAUCACUAACUUCUCAUGGCUACCGUCUUAGUGUUUUAUGCAGCUAUCUGGUCAACCUCUUGGACACUUUUUCAGUCAUAAAAGCUACGGGGAGAGGUAGUGGGAGAAGGGUUUUUGGGAAAUUUGAAUACCUAAAUCUGGCCCAAUGACAGAUUCCUGAGGACAGCUGUCUUCUUCUACAUCUGGGAAACAUCACUUUGUUUUUUGCUGUGUUUUAGUGCACCCACCCAGAUGUUUCACAUCUGGGAGAAACUGAUAGUCCAAGCUGUGAGACAGUGGGAAAUAUUUAGCAAAUAUUUUCCUGAUGUGAAUUCUGUGCUAUUACUAAAGGAGUAUUACGUGUACAUAGAAAUAAAAGGUCAAUGAACUGUUCCCCGGUAGGGCCUUUUAUCUAGCAAAGACAUCCAUAUAAAAGCAAUAAAGAAGAAUGCCACGUUUAUUUUUAUAUCUACAUAAACUUGUCAAAGAAGGAUUUGUGUUUCUCUUCUCAUGAAGCCUAUUUCUAGUUAGUGAGUAUUGCUAACUGACAAGCAACUUGAGUAUGGAGUGAGAAAUCAGAGAGAAGAGCACAGGAUAGAGCAUUGUAUUGUGUGACCUGCUGGAAAUGGUGGACCAAUCAUGUCAUCUGGCUUCAAGCCACAGUUGUCCUAGCCUAGAUGUUAGAUCUUGGGCAAAUUCCUUGUGAUUUCCACUUUCUCAGUUGUAAACAAGAAAUCUAUUGUAUGGGUUCAUUGAAGGAAUGUAUGUGACAAUGAUUUGAAAAAGCAUAACAUACCAUACAGCAUCAAAACUCCAUUGGGUCAUUAUCUCUGCUAUUGCAAUAGGGUUCUAUGGAUGAGAGACUACCUUUCCUAUCUCUCAUUUUCUAUCAUUUCAAAUAAAGAAGACUAUAAAAAAGGA